AUGAUGUUUGCUUUGAUGGCCGAAGCGGCACAAAAGAAUGCACCAUGGGAAGAAACGGAAGCCGCGUUGUUUAUAGCGUCAAAUGUAAUUCAGAACUUGCUACCUGAGGAAGAUUCCAUCGUUCCGGAACUUAUUUCCCAACUCGUUCAACUCGCACCUCAAACUGCCCAUCCAGCUCUUAUUUUAACGGCAAUACAAUUCAUGGGCGGUUGUUCGGAGUGGUUGGGCAAACAUCCGCCCAUUCAAGACCCAGUAAUGCAAUGGCUUCUCAUUUAUGUCGUCAAUCCGAUCUAUGCUAGUCAUGCCUCAGAAAGUAUUGAAAAGAUCUGCUCACAGGCUUCGAUCGUCCGUUUUAUACCACCACUUUCCGCAGCAAUCGAACGCCUCGAGGCAACAACAACUAAUGGGAAGUGUGUUGAAAAAGCCUGCCAAGAUAUCACCAAAGCAUUGGCCAUGUUAUGCAACUCGUUAUCUCGCCAGGAGCUCGGAGAACAACUGAAGAAGAUUUGCGAACCAAUUUUGAUGCGGCUUACAAUGAGUAUUGACGCUUCCACUGCCCAAGUAGCACAUGAUGAAAACAAAGGUGAUGCUUGGAUGCAGAUGGCUCACAAGCCGUUGAUCUGGAUUGAUCGUAUCGCCUCGGUAUUUCGAGAAAUCAAACCGUUGGAGAAAGUCAAUUACGAUUUGAAUCAAGCCCAACCGUGGCUACCAGUUGCACAGCACACACUACAGAUAUCUUCACAAAUUUUGACCAAAUAUGAGGCUGAUGGGCGAAUCAUUGAGCACACCUGCAGAGCAAUUCGACACGUCAUUCGCUCACUUGGCAUGCAGUCUGCCAGUUUCGUCCCAGCGUUGGCUACCCAGCUGAUGACCAUUUAUCAACAUUAUCAACAUUCGUGCAUUUUGUAUCUGGCUUCUAUUAUCGUGGACGAAUACGGAGCUUUACCCGAGCUACAAGAUGGAUUGAUACAAAUGCUUCAGAUGCUGGCCAUUUCCACGUUUCCGAUUUUGCAAAAGGCGCACGGUUUCCGAAACAAUCCCGAUACAGUUGAUGAUUUGUUCCGGCUAGCUCAUCGUUACAUCACACGCUGCCCGUCGGUCUUUUUCGUGCACCCAAUUUGCGACAAGUUGCUGGAUUGUGCCCUGCAUGGACUUCACGUUGAUCAUGGGGAAGCGAAUCGUUCUGUGACGAAGUACACAACAGAAAUGAUCAAUCAAUUGAUUUCAGCGAGAAGGCAUAAUUAUAUGGAUGAUGGAGUGAAAGCCGCUCAACAACUUGUUAACAGCUAUGCCGACCGUUUGACUGAACAUGCGCUAAAAGCGGCUCUUUUUGAUGUGUCAUCAUAUCUUCGUCGCGAGUUAACUGAUGUGAUCUGCUCGUUGGGAAAGUACGAUCGUGAGUUACAAGCACGAGCACUCAUACAUGCCAUUUCAACACUGCCACGCGGACCAUUAUGCGCCACAGAAGAACAAUUGAAGCAAUUUCACGACCAAGUCUGCAAAGAUGGAACAGACACCCGAAAUGUGGUCGGCUAUGUGCGAGAACUUGUCAAGCUCUAUGAG
Molecule: messenger RNA, 1563 nt
Organism: Mesorhabditis belari
Lineage: Eukaryota; Metazoa; Nematoda; Chromadorea; Rhabditida; Rhabditidae
Source: the annotation of a GenBank genome assembly